Parnassius apollo (apollo) is the source of this 363-nucleotide messenger RNA. The record is from the annotation of a GenBank genome assembly. NCBI's taxonomy places the organism in Eukaryota, Metazoa, Arthropoda, Insecta, Lepidoptera, Papilionidae.
AUGGUGAAGUUUGGCAAAAAUAAAUUCAAAGCAUUAAACAAACUAACGAAAAACAGAAACGUCGCCCCUAAUAAUGUUACAAACAAGAUAUUAAAAAAGAAAUUGAAUGUAGAGAAGAAGGUGACUUUUCAAAAAGAAGUAUUACUAAAAGAAACAGUAAAAAACGACACCUUAGUACAUAACAUUAAGAAGACAGAGCUACUUUUGAAUAAUCUAUCAAAAAAGAGAGAUGAAAAGAAAGUAACUAUUCAGGAACCUGUCAAUAAAACAAAAAAACUAAAACCUGUGGAAAAGCAUAGAAAGCGACAACAGACACAGUUGAAUGACACUAAACUACUCCUCAAGUUGAUGAAAAAGAAGUAA